Messenger RNA from Oryzias latipes (Japanese medaka), 2766 nucleotides. It is a transcript of the gene dpp4, whose product is annotated as dipeptidyl-peptidase 4. Gene Ontology annotation, cellular component: plasma membrane. Gene Ontology annotation, biological process: proteolysis. NCBI's taxonomy places the organism in Eukaryota, Metazoa, Chordata, Actinopteri, Beloniformes, Adrianichthyidae. The record is from RefSeq and is a predicted model, not a curated record. Gene Ontology annotation, molecular function: dipeptidyl-peptidase activity; serine-type endopeptidase activity.
CUGGCUCAGCAUCAGCCUGAGGAACUUUUCCUCUGCGCUCAUUGACGGUCCACCUUUGAAACUUCUGAUAACCAUCAACCGGGGCACGCGGCGCCGUGUUGUUGGCGCUUCUCAGGUCGCUUUUUAGUGUGUGUGUUGUGUGGAGGUGUUCACCGGCGGCACGCGGGACGAUGAUUUCAAUAGCGAAGGUGCUGCUCGGGCUCGGUGCGGUCGCGGUGGUCGUCACGUUAAUCGCGGUCCCCACGGUUAUUUUUCUCAGAGAGGACGAUGAGGCGGCGAGCAGCAGAACUUUCACCCUGGAAGAUGUUUUUAACAGCUCCUUAAGGCCAAAGUCCUACAACCUGAGGUGGAUUUCAGACUACGAGUAUCUGCACCAGUCAGGCUCCGUCUUCCUGCACAAUGUUGUCACCAAUAAGGUUACAGAGUUCCUGGGCACUGAUGCGUUUAUGGAGAAGAAAGCUUAUGAUUACCAGCUGUCUGCCGACCGCAAAUAUGUUGCUUUUAUUAGCAAUUACACAAAGCUGUGGAGACAUUCCUUUUUAGCUUCCUAUUCCCUGUACAACCGGGAAUCAAACACGUUUAUAACUUCAGCUGACAUUCCUGAUGGAGUCCAGUACUUUGCUUGGGCCCCAGAGGGAAACAAACUGGCCUAUGUUUGGGAGAAUAACGUGUACAUAAAGACCAGCCCUGAGUCACCGUCCCAGCAAGUCACUUUCAGUAAACUCAAUGACGUUUUCAACGGGAUCCCGGAUUGGGUUUAUGAGGAGGAAAUGUUUUCGUCCAAUCAUGCCCUCUGGUGGUCACCUGGAGGAAAAUAUGUUGCCUAUGCCGAGUUCAACGACACAGAGGUGCACACGAUAGAGUACUCCUGGUACGGCGACAGUCAGUACCCCAGCACUGUCUUGAUACCCUAUCCUAAGGCUGGCACCCCUAACCCUGUGGUGAAGCUGUUUGUUGUGGACUCUGAAAACGUGACGAAAACAGCAGAAGUUCUCGCUCCAGACCCGUUCAAAACAGUUGAUCACUACUUGGCGACGGUAACUUGGGCGACUGAUAAUUGCCUUGCAGUUCAGUGGCUUAAAAGAGUUCAAAACCAUCUCAUCCUCCAGAUCUACAACUUCAGUGGGUCUAGCUGGGAUCCAGUUGAGACCCUGGAGUUGACAAGCAGUGGAUGGAUCGGACGGUUCUCCCCAUCGGAACCAGUUUUUGCCGCAGACGCCAAGAGUUAUUACCUAGUCUUGAGUGACAGCAAUAAAUACAAACACAUCCAUCAAGUGGUCGAGGGAAGAACCACAGCCGUCACCUCUGGACAGUGGGAGGUCAUCGACAUCCUGAAAGUCACUGAAGACAGCGUAUAUUUUUCAAGCAAUGAAAAGGACGGCAGGCCAGGAGGAAGAAAUGUUUAUAAGUUGACCGGAGGCAGCAAGACUUGUCUGACUUGUAAAUUUCGUGCACACUGCGAAUAUAACUCUGCUUCCUUCAGUCACAACGCCUCUUUCUACCUUCUGAGCUGCAAUGGCCCCGAUAUUCCUUACCAGGCAAUUGUAGACACCAGGAGUAACACCUUGGUCAAAGAUUUGGAGGAGAACAACGCAUUUAGAAAUGAGACAUCCAAAAUCUCAAUGCCCGCUGUGCGUCAAGGAACUAUCAAAGUGGAUAAAUACAAUCUUUGGUACACAAUGCUUUUGCCCCCUGGUUUUGAUGAGUCCAAGACAUACCCCUUAUUAAUAGAUGUCUAUGCAGGUCCCUGCAGUCAGAAAGUUGACCUCAGAUACCGGGUCGGCUGGUCCACUUACCUGGCCAGCACUGAGAAAAUCAUUGUUGCCAGCUUUGACGGAAGAGGGAGCGGUUACCAGGGCGACGAGUUGAUGCAUGAAAUCUACAAACGUCUGGGAACCUAUGAGGUGGAAGAUCAGAUAACAGCGGCAAGGGAGUUCAUAAAAAUGGGCUUCAUUGAUAAAAACAGAAUUGCGAUUUGGGGAUGGUCAUAUGGGGGAUACGUAACGUCCAUGGUGUUGGGUUCUGGAAGUGGAGUUUUCAAAUGUGGAAUGGCUGUGGCUCCAGUCUCUAAAUGGACAUAUUAUGAUUCCAUCUACACCGAGCGCUACAUGAUGCAACCUUCGGAGAAUCCUAAGGGCUAUGCUGACUCAACAGUAACUGCCAGAGCCAAGAACUUCCAUUCAGUGCAGUAUCUACUUGUUCAUGGAACAGCCGAUGAUAAUGUUCAUUUCCAGCAAGCAGCAGAGAUCUCCGAAGCAUUGGUAGAUGAGCAAGUAGACUUUGAGGCUAUGUGGUACACGGACAAGGACCACGGGCUCAGCGGUUCGGCCAAUUCCCACGUCUACACCCACUUGAGUCACUUCCUGAAGAGGUGCUUUGCAUGAAGUCGUCACCUGCGAUCGCUGAAAGGACACAUUUGCUAGGAUCUCUUUUGGGAGCAAAAGUGUUAAACCGUCCAAACUUUGACGUUUUGAUGCACACCAUUAGUAAUACUGGUCUGUAUGUAAAUCGGAGCUUAAUGUUGUUUUGAUAAAUAAAUAAGCAUUUAAAUGUGAUUUUUCUAUUUACGUAGAUUGUAAGUGAGAGAUUCAUAGUUUAACUUGAUAAAAAAAAGACAAAGAAUAGAUGUCAUGAAAGGGUAAAAACAGGUUUUUGUGGUGAAUUCUGGAGUUUGUAUUUGUAAUCAGGUAUCACACGAUACGCCACACAAGCUAAGAGAUUGUUUCCUGAAUGCCGUGUAAAUAAAUUCCUUCAUGAUAAAUUGUU